AUGAUGAACAAACCAACAUCAAGUCACCAGAUCAAGUAUCUGGCCGUGGUUGCCUCCCUCGUUUUCAUCUGGCUCGUCUGGCGUCUCGAUCUUCACUCAGAGGUGGCCGAGCAUGCCCGCAAGAUCACACAUCCCAACAGCACGCCCUACGAUGGCCUCGCCAAAGCAGGCAACAGCGAGGUCCUCCCUUCCGCAAAGGCCGUCGAGUACUGUGACCACUUCCGCCUGAAGCCGGCCAACACGGAGCUGGUCCGCAAGCGCAAGGUGUACGACCUGCUCCUCAUCAACACCGAAGUCGAGAUGCUCGAGGUCCGCCUCGGCCAGAUGGCUCCCUACGUCGACUACUUUGUCAUUCUCGAGUCGGCCCUGACCUUCACCGACAACCAGAAGCCGCUGUACAUCAAGGAGAACUGGGACCUCUUCAAGCCGUGGCACCACAAGAUGAUUCUCCGCGAGAUGGACCUCGAGGCCCUCAAGGAGAGCAGCACCUGGGACCGCGAGGCCAAGAGCCGUAACGCCAUGUAUGAGCAGGUCAUCCCCACGCUCGAGGGCGAGCAGCAGGCUUCCAUUGACGAUAUUCUCAUCGUCUCCGACGUGGACGAGAUCCCCAAGCCAGAGGUCCUCCGCGCCCUGCGCAACUGCGAGAUCCCGCCCCGCGUCUCCAUCCACUCCAAGAUUUAUUACUACUCCUACCAGUGGCUCUCCCGCAACGACUGGAACCACCCCCAGGCCACCGUCUACCGCGGCGUCGACACCGUCCUCCCCCACGACCUCCGCCACAACGCAAACGACCACCACUUCAACCAGGGCGGCUGGCACUGCAGCUACUGCUUCAGCACCGUCGAGGAGAUGGCCCAGAAGAUCAACUCCUUCUCCCACGCCGAGCUCAACAAGCCCGAGUUCAAGGACCCCGACUGGAUUGUUUCCGUGGCCCGCCGCGGUCACGACAUCUUCGGCCGAGGCGAGUCCAACUUUGACCGCAUCGAGGAGAACCACGACGUGCCAGACUACGUCAAGAAGAACUCGGACAAGUUCAAGUACCUGCUGGACCGCGAUCCGCUCAAUGCCAACUUUAGGGACUACACCCCCAAGGCCACCUCAACGCCCGCGCCUUAG
Molecule: messenger RNA, 1116 nt
Organism: Colletotrichum abscissum
Lineage: Eukaryota; Fungi; Ascomycota; Sordariomycetes; Glomerellales; Glomerellaceae
Product: glycosyltransferase family 17
Exons: 2
Coding region: 1-1116 (371 amino acids)
Biological process (GO): N-acetylglucosamine metabolic process; protein N-linked glycosylation
Cellular component (GO): membrane
Molecular function (GO): beta-1,4-mannosylglycoprotein 4-beta-N-acetylglucosaminyltransferase activity
Source: RefSeq, a predicted model, not a curated record